UUUUUUACUGAUCUUGACGCAUUGUGGUUCAGAAGUUUAGACCUAAUAUGGAGUUUCUCCGGGUAGGAUAAACCAUGGUUGGGUUCGGCGCGGUUCCACAGGUAGGAACCAGGUUUUCAGAGUGAGAGAGAGGGAAAGACAGAGAAUGGAGGAGAGAGAGAGAGAAGGGAAGCUCCAAGAGCCAGUUUCACUGUAACUCCGGGUUGGGAUGGAUUGAGCAAGAGUAAACCUGUUGAAUACAACCUCGGUGAAUGAAAACUCGUUCUAGAAUAUAUUAAUUAUCAGGCAGAGUAUGGUUGGAAGCUGUCAACAGAAGAUGGAUUACUGAAGGAUUGUUUAAAAUGUGAUAGUUUAAACCUCUCUCUCUCUUUCUCCGGGAAUGUGCAAGUACUUGAAACCAUGAAGAAAUGGGAUCAGGAUUUCUAAAGUGAAGUAGAUCUUGGUUUCGAAUCUCCCUGUUAUAAGGGAGACCUGGAGUUGAGUUACUAAAGUGCUCCUAGAUCACCAAGAUAGGAGUGACAUCGUCAAUUCAAACCACCAUGGGACUCAUAGGGGACAGGAAAAGUAAAAAACAGAAGGAGAAGGAAAAGGAGAUUGAAAAGUUAAAAAUUUCUCAAAAUAAAUCAAAAUCGCCCCUAAAGAAAGGCCUUGUUGCCCCUGUGGGGGGUAUGAUGAGGUACCCUGCAGGGUACUACACCACCCCUGCCCCCCACUCCUCCUGGGCCCAUCAUGCCCACCCUGGUCAACCUAAACAACAGGCAAACCUUAACCCUAGAUAUCAAACAUGGGUUGCCCCAAGAAAACAGCCUCAUCUUAAUCAACUGCGUGUGGAUCCUGAGAUAGUAUUUACAAAACAAGAGAGGAUUGGUAAAGGAUCUUUCGGAGAAGUUUUUAAAGGAAUAGACAAUAGAACUCAACAGGUUGUUGCGAUCAAGAUAAUAGACCUUGAGGAGGCUGAAGAUGAGAUUGAAGAUAUCCAACAGGAGAUUAUGGUUCUAUCACAAUGUGAUUCACCCUUUGUUACCAAAUAUUUCGGAUCCUUUCUAAAGGGGACGAAGUUAUGGAUAAUAAUGGAAUAUUUGGGAGGUGGUUCAGCCCUAGAUCUAAUGAAAGCUGGAAGCCUAGAAGAGAUGCACAUCUCUAUAAUCCUACGCGAGGUUCUUAAAGGAUUAGAAUACCUUCAUAUGGAAAGAAAAUUGCAUAGAGAUAUAAAGGCUGCUAACGUGCUGUUGAGUGAUAUGGGUGAUGUCAAGCUGGCGGAUUUUGGUGUCGCCGGUCAGCUUACUAAUACAACUAGUAAACGAAAUACAUUUGUAGGAACACCAUUCUGGAUGGCUCCGGAAGUUAUAAAACAGUCAGCGUAUGACGCAAAGGCCGAUGUGUGGAGUUUAGGGAUAACAGCAAUUGAGUUAGCUAAGGGAGAACCCCCCAACUCCGACCUCCACCCCAUGAGGGUCCUCUUCCUUAUCCCGAAGAACAAUCCGCCCCAGUUGACUGGGAAUUUCUCCAAACAGUUCAAGGAGUUUGUAGAAACCUGUUUAAAUAAGGACCCAGAGAAUCGACCGUCAGCUAAAGAGUUGAUGCGGCAUCCGUUUAUCAAGAAGGCAAAGAAGAACUCCUACCUGAUGGACCUAAUUGACCGACACCGGAAGUGGAAGUUGACCCGCGGGGACGAGAGUGAAUCUGACUCUGGAGGAGAGUCCGGGAGCGAGGCUACGGAGGACAGUGACACGGACUGGAUAAUGACGGUGAAGGGGAACCCUCUGGAGAUGAUGCGGGGGAUGGAGGGGGUUGGAUCAGAUCCUAUUUCUCCGCCCAGCUACGACAGCCUUGGAUAUUCAGAACCUGUAAAUAGUGUCAAUAAUAAGGUAUCAAAUGGAUUGGCUGUGAAAGAAGAUAGGUCCAAAAGUCCUAACUCCGAUCCCUGGGUUGGAAGUCCCACUAAGGAAGGACGAGGAGGAAGUCCAUCCAAAGAGGUUCGAGGUCGGAGUCCUCCGAAAGAAGUGCGAGGUCGGAGUCCGCAGAAGGAAAUCAUCAGUUCCAGUAUAUCUCCAUCCAAAAGUGAUUCUUCCAUUGUGAACUCUGUAGAGAAGAAGAGAGAGUCAAGGAGCCUGGAGCAAUUAAACGUUGCAGUAGAGAACAGAGCCAGGGAGGAGGAAGCUAGAAGAAACGCAGAGAACGAGAGAAGGAGGGAAAUAGAGAACGAGAGAAGGAGGGAGGAUGAGAAAGAGAGAAGGAGAGAGGAUGAGAAGGAAAGAAGAAGGGAGGAUGAGAAGGAGAGAAGAAGGGAGGAUGAGAAGGAGAGGAGAAGGUUGGAUGAGGAGAGAAAGAGGAAGGAGGAGCGAAGAAAGAGUGGGUCUGGAUAUAGAGAAAAAUCCCCGAAUAAACAUUUAAAAGAGAAGGAGAACAAGGAGGAGAAGCGGAAGGAUAAGGCGGAACGAGGACGGAAAAGUGAUGAAGGAAGAAGAGAUGACCGACGCACUAGUCUUAGCAUUCUUCAUAAUACAGUCAAUCCUUUGUUAUCAGAGUUGCAGCGACGUCACGGGUUGGGUCGUGAAAGUCGACACAGCGACGCUGUAGACGAAUUAAAAAAUGCAUUUGAAAUUGCCGAGAGGAGUUCACCAGGGAUUACUAAUAGGUUUGUUGAGGAUAUUCUUCGUAAACUUCAACCAUCCCUCUCCGAUUCCAGGGUCCAUCAUGCUCUGGAAAAUCUUUCAAGAUAGUUACGUGACAACACAAUGUAACGUGAUAAAAUUCAAAGUUACGUGACAAUUUAGUGUAACGUUGUAGUAUUUAUUGUUAACUGAAAAUGUAAUGACGUAAUACUAUUGAUUGAUACGUGACAAUGUAGUGUAAAUUUAUACUAUUAAAUGUUACGUUACAAUUUAGUGUAACGUAAAACUAAUUAUUGUUACGUGACUAUGUCGUGUAAAGUGAUUCUAUUUAUUUUUAUGUGACAAAGUAGCGUAACUUAAUACUGUUUAAUGUUACGUAACAAUGUUGUGUAACAUGAUACUCUGUAUUGUUACGUGACAAUGUAGUGUAACAUAAUUCUAUUCAAUGUUACGUAACAAUGUACUGUAACAAAACCAUGUAAAAUGAUGCAUACCAUUGUAGUGUAACUUGUUACACAAAGAUGCAUUGGAUUCAAUGAUACGUGACAAUGUAAUGUAACGUAAUGCUAUUAUUUGUUACAUGACCAUACAAUGUAACGUAAAAUUUUCCAUUUUUACAUGACUAUGUUAUGUGGCAGUAUCACCUUGUGCAUCCAUGUUGUCACGUGAUCAAAACUGUUUUCACGAUGUAAUUAUUUUGCAUACGGGGGUUAGAUUGUUUUCUUCCAGAGAAUACGUAUUCAAUAUAUAUGUAUUGUAUUAGAUGUUUAAUCAGUGUAAAAAGGAUAAAAAUCGGGAAUAAUUCACACAGGAACGUUAUUUGAAUUGUUAUGCUCUCAACACUACUUUCCUGAGACUCCACUUGGUGAUCACGUAACUUUCGGUAACGUGACUUAUCCCUUAAAGGAUAGCCUAGUAUUUUAUCUACCUAUCUUAUGUGAUAUACACGUAUACUUAAUCAGAUAUGGGUUUAAUUAUUGAUAGCAAAAAAUGCGCAACUUCCCUGAUUGCUUAGUUUAAGAAGUGAAGAAUUCCAGUUUUAGCAGCAUAAUAUAUUUUUAGAAGUAAACCCAUAUUCAUUAUUCCCAAUCAAAACAUUCCAUAUUUCCGAGAGUGGACAUUUUGUGUUUUUUGACGAUUAGUUUAUUUUGCCAGUUGAACCCUAUAAUCAUGUAAUUGUUACUGUCAUCAUAAUAUUCUAUUCUUUUGAUUAAAAAAAGAUUGAAAUAUAUUUAUAUUUGAAAUAAU
Eurytemora carolleeae is the source of this 3863-nucleotide messenger RNA. RefSeq names its product germinal center kinase 1 (gene GckIII). Lineage: Eukaryota; Metazoa; Arthropoda; Copepoda; Calanoida; Temoridae. Gene Ontology annotation, molecular function: ATP binding; protein kinase activity. The transcript has 13 exons. The coding region runs from base 540 to 2723 and encodes 727 amino acids. Gene Ontology annotation, biological process: protein phosphorylation. The record is from RefSeq and is a predicted model, not a curated record.